AUGCCUCGUCUUGCUCCUCCCACGGUUGAACCCGACAUCUUUGCACGGAUUAUCGACAAGGGUGGACAUGCCCUACAUGCCAUGCGGUACGGGCCAAACGAGGCAAUCUUGGUUGGCCAACAGAGCAGCACGUAUUAUAGCAGCAGAGACAAGUCGGACCAGCUGGAGCUCCGUUUCAGCCGAGGCUUAACAAAGCCCAAAGAAAAAGAAUGGCUGUUUGGCACACUGGGCGGCCAGUCAGACGUCUUUGUCUUUUCCCUGGCCGGCACCACGGACGCCAGCAAAACGCGCACGAUGCGCUCGCGUGUUUGCCGACAGCAGCACUUUGGCCUGUUCAUUACGCCGGAUCUGCGCAUCCACGUCCGCUACUUGGACAUGGGUUGCACCAUCGGUCGCACCCACACGGAUCACAAAACGAACAACAGCAAUGUCUCGUGGCACCAUGCGCGCAAGAUUGGCGAGACGGCGGUUGUGUACCGGGGGCCGUUCGAGGAGCAGCUGUGGGAAACGGUUGACAUCCGUGUGAAGGAUGCCAAGAUGAACUGGACAGCGACAUUCGAGAUACAGUUUCCGAACCACGAUGACGAUAUGGCGUCGGACGCGUAUCUGGCCAAUCUUCAAGCUUGGGCCAAGACGCCUGUCAUCACAAGAAUGACCGCCGUCGCGUCCAUGGCCGGCACGUCGGUGCUGCAGACGAACCGCGACAGCGAUCGCGUCUACAGCCGGCAGCUUGACGCGGGCGCUUUUGGGCAAGUGCAACUCUGGAUGGAUCUCGAUACGGGCGACAUCGGGGCGCUGAAGCAGCUCAAGGACGGCCUGAGCGACAGCGCGUUAUGGGACUUUCAGCAAGAAAUUCAAUUUAUGAGCAGAUUCGACCAUGAACAUGUCAUCAAAGUGAUUGAUUUUCAACAAAAACCCGUGGCACGCGUCUUGAUGCCAUACUACUCUCUCGGAAAUAUUGGCAGGUACCGCCUCCGUCAGGACCAGUGCAUUAAGGCCUUGGAGCAGCUGUUGCAGACCCUCGACUACCUUCACGACGUGCAUCACAUCGCCCAUCGUGACCUCAAGCCGCAAAACAUCUUGGUCGCCAGCCUCGAUCCCAUCCACAUUGUCCUGUCUGAUUUUGGGCUGUCCAAAGAGGCGCACUCCCAGAAAUUGAUGCACUCCUGGGCCGGCACCGACAGGUACAUGGCUCCCGAAAUGUUUUCGACGACUGACGGCUACGACUUUCGCGCGGACGUCUGGUCUGCCGGCGUCAUACUUCUGGAGUGGGCGCACGGCCUACCCGCCUUCAACGUGCCUUUCACACGCGGAACGGCAAAGGAGUGGACCGCCCAGUGGACGCAGAUGGUCGUCGAUGUCGUUGUCAUGCACCGUGGCAUCAUGGACAUUGGCAUUUUCAAGCUUCUCAGCCUCAUGCUGGUCAUAGAACCGGGUACGCGCCGCACUGCCGGGCAGUGCUUGGAUUUUGGUGUUUCACACGGUCUCUUCUCCCAGCCGUCGCAGGCCGCUGCCGCGGCCGCUUCUGCCAACACGGGCAGCGUCGGCCCUGGCCAUUCCGGCCAUCAUGGCCUUCUGGCGUUCCUGGCCUCGCUCAUGACACGGUCAAUUCUACGGUGUCUGGGUCCUCAGCAUCCGUAUCAACUGGUUCACCAGUCGUCGCUCUUGGACAAAGUCAUUUCCGGCGGCAUCAGCAAUAAGUCCCGGUCGCGGUGUAUGCGGCAAAGUGCGUCGAACUACGAAAGCGAAAAAUGGUCCAACAUAUCUCUUGGCAGCAAGGAAACAUGA
Molecule: messenger RNA, 1788 nt
Organism: Sporothrix schenckii 1099-18
Lineage: Eukaryota; Fungi; Ascomycota; Sordariomycetes; Ophiostomatales; Ophiostomataceae
Exons: 3
Coding region: 1-1788 (595 amino acids)
Biological process (GO): peptidyl-serine phosphorylation; autophagy; protein autophosphorylation
Cellular component (GO): cytoplasm; autophagosome
Molecular function (GO): ATP binding; protein serine/threonine kinase activity
Source: RefSeq, a predicted model, not a curated record